Messenger RNA from Mangifera indica (mango), 1184 nucleotides. RefSeq lists its product as uncharacterized. The record is from RefSeq and is a predicted model, not a curated record. Bases 195 to 980 code for a protein of 261 amino acids. Lineage: Eukaryota; Viridiplantae; Streptophyta; Magnoliopsida; Sapindales; Anacardiaceae. The transcript has 4 exons.
UCACACUCACUCUCGCCAACGUAACGAAAAGAAAGGAAUAGAAAGGCUAAAGACCAUAAACCCUAGUCCGAUCUCCUUCUCCCUUUACUCGACACGUGUCAUAAGCCACAACCUGGCCACGGAUUUCAUUCUUCUGCUCCAUUGUAUAUCUAAAACUCGGCCUUCUUUAUCUUCAGUUUUCACUUCACACAUAGAUGACGAAACCUGUUUCUACUAGUACUUCUUCUCAUCAACAUCUAGAUUUUUCCAAGCUCAUGGAUGAAACUGAGUUUAAAGUUGCAGAAAUUUUGCUGCAAGUUCCGCAACUACUUUCGAAAUCCGAGUCUUUGCAUCGGUUUUCUUUUACUUCUUGGGGAAGAAAGAGAAGAAGAUCUUCUAAAGCUCAGACCCCUUCUUUGCCUCCUGUGGCUGUGGGUUCUAUCUCUGAGAUUGAGAAGAAGCCUAAGGCUCUGAGUCCCGCUACUCCUUUGUUGUUCUCUCCCAGUGAAUCUGAUGACAAGUCUAAGCACUCUAAAAGAAAGGUUUCUCUUAAAAGGAAGAAAGAGGACUGGCUGGGGAAGAUUAAAGAGUUAACGCGACGCAAAGAAAUUUUGAAAGAGGAAAUAAAGAAUGUACAACGCCAUUACCAUGAACAAAAACUUCUGAAUUUAAGUCUCAAGGCCAAGAAACAUAUGCUAAUUGUUGGUCUUCCAAAUGAAGAGUCAGAAAGCCAAUCGAAUCGAAAUCAUGCAGCCAUAUUGGAUAUUCAGCAAAGUUCUUUCUUGGUACAUGAUACCAAGGCAUGUGAGGAAAGGGUGGUGGGUAGUGGAGUUUGUCUCUUCGAUCUAAACCUCUUACCGGAGGAGUGUUGUGGUGGUGGGAUUGAAGCAGUAAAUAUGAGUGGUGUUGAUAAGAGUGAUAUGAAGGCGUUGGCUGCACAAGCAAGACAUAGAAGGAUUCAGAUAUGCAGGUCUAAGAAUCUUAAUGUUAGAUCACGUUAACCCAUUUUGUAGAUGAGCUUUAUAUUAUUAUAUUAUUAUAGUUGGUCAAAAGUUGUAGAUUUAGCUCCCUAAUUUAUAGUUCAAGUAGUAAAAGUGAAUGUAUCCAAACAACAAAGUGGGUAUAAGAUCAAAAUUAUUGGUCGAAUAUCAAUAACAACAGUUGUAAUAUUGGAUUUCAUAUAUUUCAAUUAAGAAUUUAGAUCA